Messenger RNA from Phodopus roborovskii (desert hamster), 1190 nucleotides. RefSeq names its product purinergic receptor P2Y11 (gene P2ry11). The coding region runs from base 82 to 1164 and encodes 360 amino acids. Gene Ontology annotation, cellular component: plasma membrane. The transcript is spliced from 2 exons. Gene Ontology annotation, molecular function: neurotransmitter receptor activity; G protein-coupled ATP receptor activity. The record is from RefSeq and is a predicted model, not a curated record. Gene Ontology annotation, biological process: cellular response to ATP; calcium-mediated signaling; neuronal signal transduction. NCBI's taxonomy places the organism in Eukaryota, Metazoa, Chordata, Mammalia, Rodentia, Cricetidae.
UGCAAGUUGAGAUGGGCCAGUGGCCACACUGCUGGGGAACCCAGGAGGUACCUUCUGUAACCCAGAGCUGCUGUGAGGACCAUGGCUGCCCUCUCAGGUACCAAGCCCUGCCCGGAAGAAUAUGUGGAAGCUGCUGAACGGGAAUACAGGCGCUUUCAGGAGGGCUACCUUUGGGCCAUUCUGAUGGCAGAGUUCCUGGUGGCAGUAGGGGGCAAUGGCCUGGCCCUGUACCGCUUUAUCACCCAAGAGCAGAGGCCCUGGCAUCCAGCUGUUGUCUUCUCUGUACAGCUGGCAGUCAGCAACCUAUGCUAUGCACUCACACUACCUCCUCUAGCUGCCUACUUCUAUCCACCCAAAAAUUGGAGCUUUGGGGAGGUGGCCUGCCGCCUAGAGCGCUUUGUCUUCACCUGCAACCUGCUGGGUGGCAUCAUUUUCAUCACCUGCAUCAGCCUCAGCCGGUAUAUGGUGGUUGUGCACCCCUUUUUUACACGAAGACACCUGCGACCUAAGCAUGCCUGGGCCGUCAGUGCUGCCAGCUGGGCCAUGGCCAUCCUGCUGGCUGCCCCCAUGCUCGGCUUCUCCCAUCAGAACCAGCCCCAGCCAGGACUUGGGCCAUGCAGUAAAACCAAUCGUGAGGCCUGUGUCAAAUGCCUGGGGAUGAUGGAGGACAGUCAGCUAGAGACCUUCAGAACCUACAGCCUGGUGCUGGCAUGCCUGGGUGGCAUCCUGCCUCUGCUGCUCACACUAAUGGCCUACAGUGCCCUAGGGCUGGUGGUGAUGCGCAGCCCGAGCAUGACCACAGCCCAGAAGCUGCGUGUGGUAGUGCUGGUGACCAGUGGUGUGACUGUCUACGCCUGCUCAUAUGCGCCUUACCACAUCACACAAGUGCUCCAUGUGAAUGCCAUGUUGCGCUGGAUGGCUCACUGCCCCAGCUUCACCAGUGAGUCACAGGCUGUGGCGGCGCUAAACCCAAGGGCCUUCUUUGGCUACCAGACAACCCGCAUCCUUGUGCCCCUGGCCACAUGCAUGCACCCCCUGCUCUACAUGGCAGUGGCACCCAGCCUCAACUGCCACCCAUGCCAUGGGAAGUCUGAGGACCAGAGCCCUUGCCAAGACCUGCCUCUAGCAGACACAACCACUUCCCAAAGCCAGCAGAGCCCUUAGGCCUCCUCCUCACAGGCUGGGUUGUG